CUAUUUCAGGGUCUGUUCUCAAUACUCUGGGCAUGAAUCAGUCUGCAAAGUGGAAAUCGGAGUAUUAAAUCUGCUUGGUUUGUGAGAUCUUGACCGUGCUGGAUACUUACGGAAUUGUCAUUGAAGAUGUUUUGGCACGUACCUGGACUCUCUGCCGCAUCACCAGUGGAUACUAUUUUAGACAAGGAAAAUUUUAAGUUGGAAGACCUUCUAGAUGAGGAUGAAAUAAUCCAGGAGUGCAAAGCACUUAACACCAGACUAAUUAAUUUUUUACGAGACAAAGUUCAAGUGGAGUUACUGCUCCGCUACAUUGUGGAAGAGACACCUGAAGAUGCUGAAAAGAAGAGGAUAUUUAGGUUUCCUUUUAUAGCUUGUGAAAUAUUCAUAUGCGAAGUGGAUGUCAUCUUGAAGACAUUAGUGGAGGAUGAAGAUCUUAUGAAUUUACUCUUCUCCUUCCUGAAGCCUGACCAUCCUCAUGGGACUUUAUUGGCUGGCUACUUUGGCAAGGUGGUUAUUUGCUUGAUGCUGAGAAAGACACUCCCACUUAUGAAUUAUGUACAGGGCCACCCUGAAAUAGUUAGCCAACUUGUCGAUCUUAUUGGGAUCACUUCUAUCAUGGAGGUGUUAAUUCGCUUAAUCGGCGCUGAUGAAACUAUGUAUACAAGUUAUGCAGAUUCCAUGCAAUGGUUAGAUGACAUACAAGUCCUUGAGAUGAUUGUUGACAAGUUCAGCUCAUCUGAUUCUGCUGAGGUUCAUGCAAAUGCUGCUGAAAUCCUUUGUGCAGUGACUAGAUAUGCCCCUCCAGCACUUGCUACGAAAAUUUCCAGUCCUAGUUUUGUGGGGAGAUUGUUUCAUCAUGCCUUUGAAGAUUCAAGACCUAAAUCAGUGCUGGUCCACUCAUUGUCAGUGUGCAUAUCUUUGUUAGAUCCUAAGAGACUUGUAUCGGCGUCCUACCAAGCUUUCCGUAGUCAGUUAAGUCAUGGAACAUUAGUCACUGCAAGUCCAGAAACAGUCAACGGCAUGCUGGAUAGCCUUGGUGAUUUGUUGAAGCUGCUGGAUGUUUCAUCUGCUGAAGCUAUACUGCCGACAACAUAUGGCAGCUUACAGCCUCCUCUUGGAAAGCAUCGCUUGAAGAUUGUUGAGUUCAUCUCUGUCCUACUGUCGAUUGGCAGUGAAGUUGCUGAAAUGCGUUUGAUCCACCUAGGAGCAAUCAAGCAUGUUAUAGAUCUAUUUUUUGAGUACCCUUUCAACAACUUUUUGCAUCAUCAUGUGGAGAACAUAAUUGUUUCCUGUUUAGAGAGUAAGCAGGAUCAGCUGAUUGCACAUGUUCUUGACGAAUGUAAACUAGUUACAAGAAUUUUGGAAGCCGAGAAGAACUCUGCGCUGUCAGUAGAUUUAACAAAGCGUACGCUAUCUGCAGAGGGAAAAAUUCCACCAAGGAAUGGAUUUGUUGGGCAUAUUACACGCAUAGCCAACAAGCUCAUUCAGCUGGCCAACAGCGACAGCACAAUCCAAUCACAUUUGCAGCAAAACUCUGGUUGGGGCGAGUGGCACUCUAGCAUUCUAACAAAGCGUAAUGCGGUAGAAAAUGUUUACCAAUGGGCUUGUGGCCGACCGACAUCACUGCAGGAUCGAGGUAGGGACAGCGAUGAUGAAGACUUCCGAGACAGGGACUAUGAUGUGGCUGCGCUUGCUAGCAAUCUGAGCCAGGCAUUUAAAUACGGUAUUCACAGUAAUGAGGAUGUUGAUGAUGAGGCUCAAGUAUCACAAGAGCGAGAUGAUGAGGAUGUGUAUUUUGAUGAUGAAGCGGCUGAAGUAGUUAUCUCCAAUAUUCGCUUUGGUGAUGAUCAUGACAGGGGCUCCCUUUUUACAAACUCGAACUGGUUUGCGUUUGAUGAGGACAAAGCACUGAAUGAUGGCCCAGAAGCUUCCCUUUCCGCGAAUUUGGAGUUACCGUCACCAAAUGUGGAUGAGGAUAUGGAUGAGGUCAUUCUUGGUGAACCUAUAGAUGUCACAAAAGGUUUGGAUCCACUGUUAGCUGGUUCUGACAGAGACUUAAAUGAAGAGACUGGUCAUGCAGUAUUGACAAAUGGCCCCAUUGAUAAGCUGGAAGAUGACAUCAGACCGCCAACCCCAGAUGUAAAAGAGAGUCCACCUGAGUCUGUUGAAUGGACAGAGGAAGAUGCUGAACCUGCUGAGGUGUUGGUGAAUACUGCUGUUGUAAAUUGUGAGGCAGGAGACGAGAAGGCUAUGGAUGCCACCGGUGGAGUUAUGUCCGGCACAACACAAUUAGGAGAAGAACAAGGAAGUGUGAAUUUGGUUGAAUCCUCGGUUCUCCAGACCACAGUAGAAAAGAUAUCACCAGAUUCAUCGGAUGCUAGUUCUGGAGGCCAUUCUGAACCAGGUGAUGGAAACUCUAAUCUGGAAUGUCCCUUGGCUGAACAGAAGCACGAACAUAAUGAAAGCUAGGGAAAUGAAGUGGAUCCGAGGGUAGCAGUAUAGCACAGUUUUGUUCUCAUGAUGCCGGAUGCCUGGAUGGCAUAUGAUCAUGGGUGUGCAGUGCAGGUGCUUGGGGGAACGGGUGAGACCAUUCUCGUUUGAACACCCCAGGGGCUGAUGUUUUGAUACAAUUUGCAUUUGAUGGCGCUGCCAUGCACCCAAAGAUGCAAACAUGGUCUUGUCGAGCCGCUCAAGCUUGUCUUACUUCUGUUGGUCACUGUACUCGAUCUGUUGGCUACAUAUGAUGCAGAAUACCUAACAGUAGAUAUCUCUUUCUUCCUGCAAACACGAAGUUGGUCUCUGCUUGGAUCGUGUCCGGUAAAUAACUGAUUAUUGGUGAUAUCUGGUCUUGAUACUUGUUCAUUUCUCUAGGUGGUGAUGUUAGUACUAAAAUUUUGACUCGGAUUUCAGGAGAUAUAUUCUCAUGUGUAAUACUAUGAAUACCAUUUUUUGUUUGUUUUCCCAAGUACCUAUUACUUUA
Lolium perenne is the source of this 2980-nucleotide messenger RNA. RefSeq lists its product as uncharacterized. The record is from RefSeq and is a predicted model, not a curated record. Lineage: Eukaryota; Viridiplantae; Streptophyta; Magnoliopsida; Poales; Poaceae. Gene Ontology annotation, molecular function: protein phosphatase binding; protein phosphatase regulator activity.